Penicillium atrosanguineum is the source of this 1167-nucleotide messenger RNA. Its product is annotated as putative cyclin. The record is from RefSeq and is a predicted model, not a curated record. Gene Ontology annotation, molecular function: cyclin-dependent protein serine/threonine kinase activator activity. Bases 1 to 1167 code for a protein of 388 amino acids. Gene Ontology annotation, biological process: positive regulation of DNA-templated transcription, elongation; regulation of transcription by RNA polymerase II. NCBI's taxonomy places the organism in Eukaryota, Fungi, Ascomycota, Eurotiomycetes, Eurotiales, Aspergillaceae. The transcript is spliced from 5 exons. Gene Ontology annotation, cellular component: cyclin/CDK positive transcription elongation factor complex; nucleus.
AUGUCGCGUGAGAGGUACGAGCGGGCGCGUCCACGCGCGGACCCUGACCCCGUCGUGCAGGAGCUCCCAGCCAUCCAUCCGUCAUUCAUCCAGGUAGCCAAGCCUUAUGUCUUUGAGCAGACGAUCCAAGACUGCAUCCAGGCGAUGGGUGUGAGUCCUAUGCGUGAAGAGAAUUUACGUUUACAGGGUGUCUCAUGGAUUGAUAACGUGCGCAAGGUGCUCCAUCUUCCUGUUCGCACUUUCAAUACCGCUGUGAUCUACUAUCAUCGCUUCAGGCUAUCACAUCCGGAUAGCGAGUACAACUUCACGGAUGCUGCCGCUGCGGCUCUAUUCACCGCUUGCAAAAUCGAGGACACUCUGAAGAAGUCGAGGGACAUUGUUUGCGCGGCUUAUAAUCUUAAAUUGCCGCCCUCGGAGCACCUGUCUUCUGAUAGUCCGGUCUUUGAAACCAACGCAAGAGGAAUCAUUGGACUCGAAAGACUCAUGCUUGAAUCAUCUGGCUUUGAUUUCCGUACCCGCCACCCUCAAAAGACCCUGAUUAAGCUUGCCCAGUUUUAUAAGCUAUCAAAAGAGACUGAAGUGACCGAUCUCGCCUACCGCAUCUCGCUGGACCUCUACCGCACAUUUGCACCAGUCAAACAGACAACGGCAACAAUGGCAUUUAGCUGCCUCGAACUCGCGGGACGACUCUUGGAUAAGCGCGUCGCCAUGAUAGAGUCAGGACAGGACUACGAUCAAUGGGACACUAGCCGCCCUGAAGUCAUGGAAACCCUCUUCGACAUCCUCGAACUCUACACCCACCACCGCUCUUCCACGUCCGUGGGACCACAAUUCCCAGCAGACCGCUUCCUAACCGUCCGCAUACCACUCAACCAAGAAGCUAGCGAACACCACAUUCCACGCCACGCCAACUGGGAAGACCGCCCCCGCCAACCCAUGUACCUUGAAAACCAACCAAAUAACGCACGGCCCAAGGAUGUAGAUACCGAGCGACCUCACCACCCCUUGACGCCAACUGCAGCAAAUGGUGACCGGCACCGAACAUCUGACCGCGGCAAGGACGCAGCCGUACGCUUCAUGCUUGAUCACGAUAUUGCGGAAAGUGAGAUGAGACAAGUUGCGGAAUAUUUCAAUGUGGAAAUGGAAGAAUACGAAGUGGACGCUUGA